AUGGCCAUGGAGUGCUUCAUCCUCGCGUCCGGGCUGGCCAUGACCUACAUCGUCUGCAUCGGCAGCACGGCCAUGUUCGUCAUCGCUUUCAUCAACCUGGCGCGGAGCCCCCACAGCAAAGGCUCCAUCGUCACGUUCUCCUUCUUUCUCAUCUUCUGGGUCACCAUCGUCGCCGGUGUGUGCACGGUCAUGUGCAUCUUCAUCUUCCAGCAGCCGGCGGUGCGUCGGUGCCUGGCCUUCGCCCACGGGGCACUCCGUGGCGCGGGCCGACUUCUCUGCCCACCGUGUCGGUGCGCACGCGCCCGCCGAAACGCCGGCAGCGCUCUGCCGCAGUUUCUGGUACAGACAGAGAGUCACAUGUCCGUGCUGGCCCGGGAGCCACCGGUGCAUGGCGGCGCGCGGGUGGCGACAGCGUAUGACAUCCCGGCGUACGAGCAGCCGGAGGGCGGCGGCGGGUCGGAGUGCGCGGUCUGCCUCGGGGAGGUGGAGAAGGGGAACGCGGUGAAGCGGCUGCCGGUGUGCAUGCACAUGUUCCACCAGCAGUGCGUCGACCCGUGGCUCCACCAGCACUCGACGUGCCCGGUCUGCAGGUGCAACCUCUUCGCGCCGUUGCCGGCCCAAAUGGUAUGA
Aegilops tauschii subsp. strangulata is the source of this 630-nucleotide messenger RNA. RefSeq lists its product as uncharacterized. NCBI's taxonomy places the organism in Eukaryota, Viridiplantae, Streptophyta, Magnoliopsida, Poales, Poaceae. The record is from RefSeq and is a predicted model, not a curated record.